AUGCGCGGGGCGCUUGCACCCACUCACCAAGCGAGCUGGCGGCCUCGCAGCGUGGUCAAAUCGGCGACGACACCAGGGCACAGCAGACCGAGUACCCGAGGGGUGCGAGUUGCUGCCAUCUCUUCUGAUGAUGGACCUUCAACUUCAGGCAGUGACAAGGCGGCCAGCAAAGAUCGGGUUCUCAGGAGGCCCAAGGUAAGAAGGCAACGAAGACGGUCAACUAAAGGCCAGCCCAGCAACCGUCCACAGCAGAAGGGCGGCGAUUCAGCACCAGUAAGGAGAAACACGGAAGAACGCAGCUCAGUGGUGUCUGCAAGUCCACAUACAGGCAGGGACCUCAAACAAGGCAGCAGUGCCCAAAGCCGGCUAAGCGCUUCGGCAGAGAAUGCCAGGACUUCGCUUGCACAAUGGAGGGCCACCUCAGAAAAGCCCACCCUCAAGAAUGGGGAUAGCCAGGAACAGGACCAGCAAGGUCGCCAUGCAAAGAUAGAACGCAGCAGAGGAGGUGACACCACCAUGAGGUCAUCUGGAAACAGAGAUGUUGUCAGAUCCCAGCAGCAAAGCAGUGGCUCAGCCUCUGACGUUGGCAACGACCAGGACAAUACCUGGACAUCUCCAGGUGUUAAUGUGGGUGCUGAUUUCAUGAAGGGCUUUGAUAUUCCCCUGGGAGAUUUGGAGGAGGGCGAUGGUGAUGGGACAGAGGGUGGCGUGGAGGGCGAUGAGGAACUGGAGGAAGAUGAUCUUUUUGAGGAGAGUGAAGAAGCAAGGGCUCGGAUAGUGGAAAUGGGAGGCUUUGAUAUGGGUGAGAUAUUUGGGAUCCCUGAUUUCAGCCCUGAUAAGCUGGAGAAAAUCGUUGCCCUUGAAAAGGAUGACGAUGAUGACGAUGACGAUGAGGAUGAUGAACUGGAUGGCGAGGAGGAAAUUGAUGAUGAGGGCGAGGAGGAAGAGGAAAUGGCUUUUGAAAUAGAAGGGGACUUGUCAGAUGCUGAAGCCAAGAGGUUCUUGAAGAGGGCAGCAACUAUUGAUGCUAACGAGCUGCUGCAGGGCAAGGAACUGUUCAGGGACCCGAAAUUCGACUAUGACAAGGAACAAACGAAAGAAGGCGGGUUUGAAUAUGAUAUUGAACGUGAGAUGGUUGAGCUGAUUGAGCAGGUAUUCAAACGCCCUGGAAAGAAGGUGAGUGUGAGGCUGUUUGUGCACUGCUUGGCUUGCUUUGCCAUGCCACAUCAUCCACGGCAUUAG
Molecule: messenger RNA, 1242 nt
Organism: Ostreobium quekettii
Lineage: Eukaryota; Viridiplantae; Chlorophyta; Ulvophyceae; Bryopsidales; Ostreobiaceae
Source: the annotation of a GenBank genome assembly